AUGAAUUCUCCUUUGAAAGAACUAGAAUAAAUUUAAAAGAGACAAAUAGAAUAAGGAUAUUAUCAGAAUGAUACAGAAGAGAUCAAAUAGAUUUUAAAUUCUAUAAAAAUGAUUGCUUAUGAAAAUAUAUAUAAAAAACAAAUUUAACAACCUACAAAAUUAGAUGAGGAAUUUAAACAUUAAGAUGAAAAUGAAAUUAUUUAAUAUUACAGAAAUCAAUAUAAGUCAAUUGAUAUGGAAGAAAGAUUUAAUUUAAAAUCAAGAAUCAUUAAUAAAAAAAUUAUUGAAUAUUAAAAUCGAAACACUCCAAGAAAUUAUAAAAUGGGUUUGCCUUCACUUAGAAAUAGUGAAAAUAUAAGUAAUUCUUUAAAUAAAGGAACAAAACAUGUGGUUAAUCCUUAAACAGAAAGAGGUAGAUUUUAAUAAACCAAAACAUUAUUAAAUAAAACUAUGUAAUAAACUUUCAAUGAUUUUACUUAAUAAUGGAUUAAAAAUGAAAAUCAAAAUUCUCCUUCAUUAACUAAAAAGGAUCCAAAAAUAAAAAAAGGAUAAUCGAUAUUUUUAGAUGAAAUCACCACUAAAGCUUAAUCAAUAAUUUAAUCUGCAACCAUCAAUAAAAAACUAAGAGAAACACUACAAAAUUCACGUAAUUCAUAUACUCCUAAUAACAUAAGGGAUCAAUAAUUGGCAAUUACAUCAAUUUAAUUAGGUAAUCUUUCUUUUUAAGUACCAAAAUGCAAUAAGUUUUUAGUUGAUCAAGAAUUAAGAAUUUUAAGAAGUAGGAUAGCAAAUAAAGCAAAACCAAAUAUUCUAGUAGUUGAUUAAAGAAGAAUGUAAAUAUGA
This is a messenger RNA of Paramecium sonneborni, 843 nucleotides long. NCBI's taxonomy places the organism in Eukaryota, Ciliophora, Oligohymenophorea, Peniculida, Parameciidae. The record is from the annotation of a GenBank genome assembly.